AUCAGUGUCUAGGUGGAGCAGACUGAAUCCAUUUUCAAGUGCUUAUGUGCUGUGAGAGUCAACAGGUUUUUGUGCCUGUUCUCUAGUAUUUUCAGUUUUGUAUGUUUUUUCCAUAAAGGCAGUAUUCAGUUCAGAAAGAGAUAUGGGGAUCCUCUAUUCAGGUAUUUAUAUGGUGACCCCAUCAGGUAGUAUCUGAAUCUGCCCAGCAAGUUAAGAAUAGAAACUAGUUUAAUUAGAGGUUUUGUUGCUCCUGUAGCAGGUUUUUAAGAUCAGUCUUUUAUGUAUGAAUUUUUCACACAUCCCCAGCCAACUUGAAGAUUUCCUGGAAAAGCAGGCUUGAGGUACAGUACAAGGCAGAGAGUGGAUCACAUUUCAAGAAUGUUGAAUGUAAUCCUUCAAAACUGUUUCAAAACAUUUUGUGGUCCUAAUGCCUGUUCUGUUUUGAAAGGGAGGGAUUUUAUGGGGUUAUUCUCAUCUCAGUCACUAGUUUGUGCUUCAGACAUAAUGUAGUCACCAAGCUGAGAGCUGAGUUAAAGGUUAGUGUCAGAUAUAGAUGCAGCUCUACAGAGGAAAAAUUCCUUCCAAAGUAGAGUGGAAGUUUAGACCACAAAUUCAGACAAAGGGGAAAAACAUUGUACAAACAAGUGAAAGGUAAUAAUUUAAUCUUUGUAUAGUGUGGAGAUAUUUCUGUCAUUAGUAUGCAUGAUAGAAUAAUUCACUGUGCUUCUUUAUUUUGAUAUCUGUACAAGAUACAGGAUGUCAGAUUCUACAUGCCUAGCAUUGUAAAAUGAUAACAGCUGAGGAGUGGGCAUAAUAAGGGAAUGUUGUAGUUAAACAACCUUCAUAUUUAGUGCAUAUUUGCUGGGACAGAUCCACUGUUGACUGUAUAGCUGUAGGGUCAAGAAUUCCAGAAGUUUAGGCUGAAGUUAAGGACCCACCUGACACUCACUUUACAAGAACAGAGAAGAGCAUUUUCUAUUUUUUUUCCCCAUAUUAGUUUUUAUUACCAAGAGUGGCUGCUCCCCUCUAGAAUUGGAAAAAUGAGGGAACAAAUUUGUCCCCAUCUUCCUUAAUGAAAGAUGCUAUAAGUCUUUCCUCAUAAAAGAGCUGUUCUAUCCCUCUGAUCAUUUUUGUGUCCCUCCUCUAGACCCAUUCCAACAGGUCCACCUCUUUCCUGUGCUGAGGACCACAGAGCUGGAUUCAGUUCUCCAGGCAGCAUCAUAAAAUCUUUAUCAAGUGAAAAUGGCCCUUAGCAAUCUGACUUCAAAGGCUGUACUACUCUAUGAUGAAUGGAUUAAAGAUGCUGAUCCAAGACUGGAAGGCUGGCCACUCAUGUCUUCACCUUUUCCAACAACCUUUAUCAUUGGAACCUACAUUUAUUUUGUCACUUCCUUGGGACCCAAACUCAUGGAAAAUAAAAAACCUUUUGAACUCAGGCAGAUAAUGACCUUUUAUAAUUUUGGUGUGGUAGUCCUCUCUUUAUAUAUGACUUAUGAAUUUCUUAUGUCGGGUUGGGCCACAGGGUACUCGUUCCGGUGUGAUAUUGUUGACUACUCAAGGUCACCAACAGCUCUAAGGAUGGUGCGAACUUGUUGGCUUUACUUCUUUUCCAAGUUCAUUGAAUUAUUAGAUACUAUAUUUUUUGUGCUGCGUAAGAAAAACAACCAAGUUACAUUCCUGCAUGUCUUUCAUCAUUCCAUCAUGCCAUGGACCUGGUGGUUUGGAGUCAAAUUUGCUGCAGGUGGUUUGGGAACAUUUCAUGCUUUGUUGAACUGUAUUGUCCAUGUUGUCAUGUAUACUUAUUAUGGAAUCUGUUCUUUGGGACCAGCCUACCAUAAAUAUUUGUGGUGGAAAAAGUACAUGACAACUAUACAACUUGUCCAGUUUAUUAUGAUUACAGUUCAUAUAGGACAAAUCUACAUCAUGGAUGAUUGUCCGUACCAGUAUCCAAUUUUCAUGUUUAUUAUUUGGCUGUAUGGCUCUAUGUUUUUAGUCUUGUUUCUCCACUUCUGGUACCACGCUUACACGAAGGGACAAAGACUACCAAAAAUGGCAAGAAAUGGGAUCCACAAAGAUCAGUAAAACAAAUUCUUGUCUCUAAAACCAAAAAGUAUGUACGUCAAAGCGGAAACUUGCACUACUUGACAAUCAAGAUAUUUAGGUGCGCACACUACAUGGUGUAUAUUUUGUAUGUUUUCUUCCAGAACAGAAUUUGUAUUUUUACCAUAAGUUAUUUGGGAUUCAGAAUAUGGGGGCUGAGGGGAGCACUGUGGAUCUCUGAAAAAAAAAAAAAAAAGAGGAUAGAUGAUAUCUAUCUAGGAAAUGCAUGAAAAUAAAGAUAAUAAUUAGGAACAUUAAAAUGUGCAUGAAAAGUACUGAGUACUUUGAACACUGAGGGGGAUAAAAAUCACUUCACCUUAAUGUUGUAAGCUGCUGAGACUGUCAGCAGCAUUAAAAGAAUCUUCAGUAAGUACUGUUUAAAGCUUAUUAAUAUAGUCAAUACAUAAACAUUGUUAUAUCUGUUUAUAAACUGUAUUACUUUAAAGGACGGAUUGUGUGUUGAUCUGUCAAGGCAUAGCGUUUCAUUUGAAGAUCAGAUUUUUCGAUACACUGUCUUUUACUAAGAGAACAAUUCAUUUCAUGUUCUACUCAGUUGGACAUUAUCGUAAAUGUUGGAAAGCUACUAAUAUGGGGAUUAUCUGAAUUGUCUUGUAGCGAUCUUGUAGUGAUCAAAACAUCUUACUGAUUUGUUCACUGUAGUAGCCUAAUAUACUUAUUAUUCAUUGUAUCUAUGGAUAUAUUUUAUAUUGGUAGCAUAUGCUGUUUGUGGGAGGGGGUAAGGGGAUUACUGAGUCUUGUAAUUCAAUAGCCAAAAUCUUAGCACUUAAAUAAAAUUGAAAAAAGGAAUUUUUUUGAUUGAAGCUUGAAUGUUGCCUGACAUGAUUGUACUGUGCUCUACUCUCUUCCAUUUCCAUUAUCUAUUGAAAUACAUGCCUAGAAAGAG
This is a messenger RNA of Pseudopipra pipra, 3004 nucleotides long. It is a transcript of the gene ELOVL7, whose product is annotated as ELOVL fatty acid elongase 7. The record is from RefSeq and is a predicted model, not a curated record. The coding region runs from base 1243 to 2082 and encodes 279 amino acids. Gene Ontology annotation, molecular function: fatty acid elongase activity. The transcript is spliced from 9 exons. Lineage: Eukaryota; Metazoa; Chordata; Aves; Passeriformes; Pipridae. Gene Ontology annotation, biological process: sphingolipid biosynthetic process; very long-chain fatty acid biosynthetic process; fatty acid elongation, polyunsaturated fatty acid. Gene Ontology annotation, cellular component: endoplasmic reticulum membrane; endoplasmic reticulum.